Molecule: messenger RNA, 7365 nt
Organism: Amoebophrya sp. A120
Lineage: Eukaryota; Dinophyceae; Syndiniales; Amoebophryaceae
Source: the annotation of a GenBank genome assembly
AGUUUUCUAGGUCCGAUUUUACGUGUGGGGGCAUGAUUAUUGCGCCCUUUCCGCGACUUGCCUCCUGUGCCCGAGCUACCAACCUCUGCACCUAUAUUUACACUAUUGUAACAUGAAUCGUUAGUAUCGCCUUGUACUCUUCAACACGAACAGCAACAGCAUUUCUCUGCCUUUGUUCGCAUAACUCGCAUUGCGAAUUCUUUUUUAACUUUUAACUGCACUACCGAGAGAGUCAACAAGAUGAAGAACACCUGCACAAUAUCAAGUUGAAGACAUUUUUGCAUUGCCCCCCGGAGUGUUUAGUUUCAGGCGACCAAAAUGCCUCUGUCAUGCGGCAUGUUUUCGUCAAUAUUCAUGCUAUGUGUGCCACACGACUUUUUUGUUUCUAGCGCGUGAAGAACGAAGGCAAAAGGCCCAUACCCAGUCACUUCGGACUGCGAGAUGCAUCAAAUUUACAUACGUGUGUCGUGUUUUGCGCACUUUUCGCCUCCAGUUGUGGGGGUGAUAAGUAAGUACAACAAAUCGGGGGUGGAUGAAUGUCUUCUACCACAGGAUAUAGUGCCAGAUUUCUGCGGGCAGCCGUUGUCGGUUUGUAUGGCCAAUUGCAAUUUGCAGCGGCCCAAUGUGGUCCAGGGAAUUCCCUGCCGUACCCUCCCGGUACGACCACUUGUCCGGCGUCUGGAUCCUCCAAAAGUGGCGGAAAAGCGCCGCCAUCGUCCUCAGGCUCCGCACCGAGUACUACAUUCACAUAAGCAGCUACUACAUAAGCAGCUGCUAGUGCUGGUAGCUGCAUGUCCCGCAGUGCAUUUGGCUUUUUAACUGAUCAACACGCGCAGUCUGAUGUCAGUGAACAUCUUCAACACCUUAUUUGAUUAAUUCGGAAAACGUACCAGGACGUACACGUAGCAAAGCUGUCGCGUAGCGGCAUGCAUCCCUCUGAGAUCGACCUCCUACAUGAUUUUUGAAUGAAAAGUUGUUUUAGAAGCUCUAGCUCUUGACUCACAGGUGGUAUGGCGACCGCCGGGCAGCAGACGUCUCACCAAGCUCCCCCUGACGCGACUUCCGGGACAACAGCACAACAGGGAGCGCCACCGGCGCCGUCAAGCGGCUCGGGAAUGCCAACUGCUGGGCCCGGCGCUGGGAGCAACAUGGGGGGAUCUGCGAUUACGUGUACUGCCCGGCCCUGUGGCGCGAGUACUCUGGGCGACGUGGCCCUGGUCACCGCAUCUGGAACGGAUACGCGCAGCGGUGUCACCUUUUCUCCGGGCGAAAACAUCUACGGGCCGUUCGAAGCCGGAUUCAGUAAUUGCUCUAUUUUUUUGUACAAUUAUCUAUAAUACUAAUUAUCUAUAAUACUAUUCAAAAAAUUCUGGCGGGCGGGGGGGUGCAAGCUACUAGUAGGAAUCCUACUAGUGGAAAGCUGCUAGUAGAAAAAAGGCUACUAGUAGAAAUCCUGCUAGUGUUUUUAGCGUCACAAAAAGCCGCGACCGGUACUAGUGACAGGGGCCACUAGUGAGGGCGCCCACUAGUGGAGCCACUAGUGACAAAAAAACCGAUUUUGGGGAAGCGGAAACACUAGUGAGAAACACUAGUGAGAAAGCCCGCCAAAUUGGGAAACUCGCUGGGAGGGGCCGAGGCGCCCGCUGCCCGGCCCCCAGGUGGCCUUCGGACCUGCCUGCCGUGGUCCGGGCCCUUGGCAUUGGCUUAGAUGCCUGGCGGUUCGCGUUUGGCUGCCCCAGGCUGAAGUCGCUCUGCUUUGUGGCGCCCCGUCCCCUUCCACCUCUGUUGCGAGCGAUUUGGCGCCAGUUUGCGCCUUCUCUGCCGCCUGUUGCUCUGCAGGCCGGGCUCGCUUGGUCGCGUUCGGACUGCCGACGGACCACGGGGGCUCUUUGGCCGCGCCGGGGCUGCCUGAUUUUGUCUCUUUGGAUCGCCGAGCGUGUUUUCGGUUUCUGUGGAUUGCCGCUCCUUGCUUUGGAUUGCCGAGCGUGUUUUCGGUUAUUCUUUGCGGCCCGCCUGCUCCUUCUCCUUUCGCUCCCAGCGCUUUUUGCCUCGUCCCCGGCCAUUGGUGGGCUUUCACUUUGGCCUGCUUGUUGUUUUUUUUUGGCCUGUCUCGUUUCUAGAGAGAGCCACACGCAGCGCCCCCCUGCCUUUCCGCCGCGGCCCUGCCUGCUCCUGUGCUUUAUUUUUCCCUCGUGCUGGCCGUGUUUCUUGUCUUUCGGCCGUCGGCGCGCUCUUUUCGAUCUCUUUCCUGUGACUAGCCUCCCGGGCCGUCGAAAGGGGUCUGGGCACGCUCUCCGCCGGACCUGUUUGUGGCGGCUCAAACAGGGGCUGCGCUGUGCGCCCCCUACCGCCGCUUGCGCCUCGCGGCCUUCUCUCUCCUCACGCUUCUUGCGCUCCCGCCGACCGAGGGAGGAAUGCCAGGGGCGCUCCCGUUUUUUUUUUCGCCUGUCGCGCCAGCAUGGUUUGAGGCUGUAGCGCUAGGCGCUACCCUGUAGGCUCUUUCUCCCUCGCUCCCCCUUGCACCCCCUCGUCGCCGGGCCGGCGGGCGCGGAGCGACCGCCCGUUCUAGAUAAAUACUAUUCAUUCUCAUUCAUUGAUGCGACAUUUUUUGCACUUGUAACUUCCGAAAGUGAGUGCCACACGGAAAUUAAUAGUACACGAACAAGGCAGGAGUGGCCCAAUAUAUAACUGUCCUAGGAAAUAAAAGUAAAACGUAACGCAGGUUCACAGCAGGACUUUAUUCUCACGGGCCUCGGUUGUUCCACGGGGAGCCUGGGGUACAUUGACGGGGGGAUAGACACAUACACGGCGGAGCAGAUAUGCAUUGCAUAUAUGUCUGGGUCUGGAAGACUGCGAGAUUUCUCAUGCUAGUUUGGCAUGACUCUGAACUCUGUAUUGCGUGGCCACGAAGGCCUCCUCUUGUCUGUCAUGCAAAAACGGUGUUUCUCAUGCACAAUAGAAAAUCUCAAUCUGUCAUGCUUCUGCCAUGCUUAGCGGUGGAGCCACGAGAAAAUCUGUCAUGCUUAGCGGUGCAUUACAGAGCGCUUUCUGUUCACUGACAUGCAUCACAAGUUUCCAGACCCAGACAUUUUUACCUUUGAUAGCAGAUGGUAGCUUACCAAUGCUCCAUCACGUUGCCCCGAGUCGAAAACAACAACUACGUUUCCCUGCUCGACGAGUGCGGGGGGCACACCCGCGAGUACCACUUUCACGAGCGCCUGUCCUGCUUGUACGACCAGGCAGCCAGCGGCCACUCGGCGCAGGUCGGGAAAGAGGCGGCCGGCCUGCCGGAUGGGCAGCAACUGCUGGUGUACGGCAAAUACGAGAAUCGGCCGACCACACCCCAGCUGGACGCCUGCAACGGGCAUUUCGGGGUCACGCCCGACAGUGCCGGGGUGGUGGUCUACCACUAUCACGUCUCGGAUUCCGCUCCCUUUACCAUCGGCUGUCACGGCCCCGACAAAAACGCCGCCGGGGAGGAGAUCCUGGUCACUUUGGAGCGCUGUCGCGCAGUCUCCAGUGGUUGCGGCGCCAGUAUUAAGACGCUCUAAUUGAUUGUGCUUCAGUAAUAUUUCUUGCAAAAUUAUUCCACAUAUUACACAGUUACUUUUUGCGAGCGCAUAGCCAAUCUGUCAGUACAUUUUUGGGGCAGCAUUUUUCAUCCAUGGGGUUCGGGUCUAGGUUUACCUGCUUGUUCUACAAAACUACAUACGUAAAUUGUAUCAAAUUCAAACAAACGAAACACAACACCUACAGGCGCAACAGUGAAGUCCAUCACGCGCAACAAGUACCCGCAGUCCGGUUCGGAAACUGUUUUACGAAGUCGAAAACGCAGCUCCCUGCCGCAUGCUCUUCAAAAGAGAUCAGGUUUCGGAAACGAAUCUGAUGAAAUAGAAACGCAGAUACAACUCAUGUGCAUCAGGCAGCUCUCUCACGCAGAAAAGGAAGCUGCGUCCUCCUUCCAAGUUGUUUCGAAAACUUUUGGGUGGAUGUUUUGCAAUGUAGAAGAAAAGUAUAGAACAAGAAGAUUUGAAAGAAAAGGUCCUGAAUUCGAAGAUCGCCGCCGCUGUCCACUAGAAGCAAACAAGUAGCUGGGCAAGCCGUGUCGCACACACUGCAAGCGCUGUCUCAUAUCCUACCUUUUGAAAAAGGUUGGAGCAGCAGGGAGGGGUGUCGUUUUUUUCCUACGCAUAGGUGCAGUACAAGACUUGGUGCCCGUGCUACGACGCCAAUGGUUCCAACGUGGACUCGGCUACCCUCCCGGUCUUCGCAAGCAGCGCCACCAUCACAAAGAGCAGCGUCGCAGGAACUACGCCGACUCCGAGUCCGAGCCCGGCCCCCGCGCCGGCGCCGACUCCCGCGGCAGCGGCCGUCACCACGACCACCACCACCACCACGACACUGGCUCCGCAAAACUGCGUGGCUGCCUGGAGCGCCUACGGGAACUGCACCAGUGGCGUCGAGGAGUCCACGUACACGAUCACCACCUUCCCAAGCGGAACGGGUGCGACGGCGUGCCUCUACCCGCAGCACGCGACCAAGCAGCGCCCUUGCGACGAGUCGACCAUGAUGAACAGCCAAAAUCCAUCGACGGGCACCUGCUACGGAGCCUGGACGGACCUGAACGGUGGCGCCUGUACGUCCGGCGUGAAAGGCAAGCAGUACACCACAGCCAACGACUAUCCGAGCAAAAAAAGUAUAGUACCUUGCUCAAGAACUACAACACCGGUCGCGUUGUAGUUGACCGUGGAGGCGCUCCGUGCUGCUCGGAUGCGUUUUUGCAUUUAUCUUUCCCAUUUUCAGUGCCGGCAUGUAAAGAAGAUUUAGAGGAACUUAUAAUUUGUAGGAUGGAACCUAGCAUCAAGGUGGUCGGGGUCUCUCACAUCAACUCCACUUGGUUUUGUAUGGACAGCACAAGUGUCCUUGCCGUUGAUUGCGCGAGACGAACAUCAGUAACAAGUGCGGAGCGUGAAUUAUUAUUGCUGUGCGGACUUGUAGUCUUUGAACGCAAGCAGUUCUUAUUUCACGGUGUUGAGCAAACAACUUUUUUCCUUCGGAUAGGUUCACCGAAAGCUGUCCCAUCGCGAACAACACGAUCGCCGCGGAGGUCUGCGGGACGUACUGCCAGGGUGGCUGGUCCGCAUGGAGUGCCUGCGAAGAAAAUGCCAUCCUGUGCUUCUACCAAGUUCAGUACUCCGCCACGAACCCGAGUACCGUGACCGCGGUGACGCAGAUAUCGUGAGAAAAAAGUGUUCACUGCGAGGACUUUGCACGUUUUGCAUUACAAGUUCGUUGCUCAUGACAAGGAAAACCUGCCAUGCGUACUACCUAAGGGAAAACACAUUGAAAAAGACAAUGUCUUGCAUGUGUAGCAAGACAAAUGCGUCUGUGUUGCAUUCCAUGCAUCACAAGUUUACAGUCAAACAGUUUUUUCCUGCGAUAACAGAAGACGCAGGAACAGUACCAAACCCUGCUGGACGCGGGCACCACCAGUGGGCUGACCUUAUGAAUGUGCACAACUCCCCUUCCCCCUCAUUUGUGUAGCAUGAACGGCAAUACAAGCAUCAGCAAGAGUGCCGGUUUUGCAUGACAAAUUUGCGCUGGAUUAUAGUGCUCUUUGGGCUACCAGAACUUGUCAUGCAAACAGUGCCACGAUGCAAAGGGUGGAUUGGGUAUUUUGUAUGGCAAAUGAGGGGGAGGGGGAGUUGUGCACUUUUAUAGACCUGGAAGUCGUUGCUGAAGCAGAAUGCGGACGGAACCACGGCCAACACGGCCUGCAGCGCCAUCAGCACCACGGAAGCAAGCACGCUGAUCUCCGCCGGGCAUACAGGAGCUGUGAAUGCCUACGUCCCCGGAAAGAAAACCUAUCCAGUGUGAAAACGUCACUUCCCCAGGCCAGGCACCGCCCGACACACCUCGUCGUCGGGCGCGCUCGCGUUUUCUAAUAUAUAGUCUCGACGGUUUUGCAAUGAUUCAGUUAAUGUCAACCGGGAAGUGUCUGUGAAUUGAAUGAUCGGGCCGUUAUUAGAAAUCAAAUGGCCGCGAUCACGAUCUUCACACGGACAAUCAUGCAAUUACAGUGUCACUGGUACUACUACUACAGAACAAAUCAGAGAACAUCUGAACUCCUUUACCUUUAGCAAGUGUUACGACCGGAAUAAUAAACCUGCUGUAUCUGUUGAGUAUCGGGUCGGGGGGACGCUUUUGCUCCGGAUAAGAAGCGGUCCUUCACUGCAACGCAACAGCCUAGUGGCAACGGUGCGGCUUGCCCCGCAUCUCCGGAAACCAAGGUGUGCAACUUCGUGUUCAAGACCGUCGCGAGCGCGCCGAAGAAGACGCUCCAGCCGACCCAAAUCGCCACCCGCUUGUCCGCCGGCUUCGCGCUGCCAGCCUGCAAAACGCAGGCAGAACUCAAUGCGGACACAGCGUUCAAGACCGCGAUCGCAAACGGAGUCCGAGGCUCGGUGUCGUCGCAGACCUGCGUGGCCGACCAGAUUAUCUGCACGAGCUGCCCCACGGUGUCUUCCUGCCCCGCGGGGGUCCGCCGCCGCCUGCAGACGUCCACCACGGACCGGGAACUGCAGGUCGAUUAUGGCUCUGAAAACUACUGGCCCCGCGACCCAACGAAGAAAUUCAAUUUUUUUGUUUUGGUUUUUCAGUAGCAGUCCUUAUUUAAUUGGCAGAAAAUAAAGUACUAUGCAGCGAGUGUCUUCGAAUGUCUCUAUUAACAGCAGGCUGUGGAAGUAUCUAUGUCUAUCUUGCAUCCUUCCACACGAGAAGUCGCUUCAAAAUCGGGUCGUUGCAGUUCAGUUUUCAGACGGAUACAGACGUCACCAUCACUUUUACCGACGCCGCGUCGGCAUCAACGGCAGCCACGGCAAUGCACUAUGCGACUGCAUCCUCUCCCCCUCAUUGUGAGUGCAUGAGCAGCAACAGCAAGAAAAAAAACAAAAACUGCAUGACGAAAACAUCAAGCUUGUAUCUUCAACAAAAGACUGUACUUAUUGCUUUUGCUCUUUGCGCGUCCCGAACAUACUUUACCAUGCUGGGAGCGGGUCUGCGUGAUGAAAGACACCCGGACUAGGUGGAAACUUGCAUUUUUGUGUGGCAAACAAGGGGGAGUCAGUUGUGUGCUUUCAUAUGCAGACGGACACCUACAAGACCACCCUGAAGACCCAGGUCAACUCCGCGAUCACCGCCGACAGCAACUUGGCUGCCAAAUACCAGGUUACCGCAGUCACCGGACUGUCCGCCGUCCAAACAUACGACGAGAACCCGACGGUGGCCUCAUCCAGCGCGACGUACUGUGUGGCCGCGGCGGUCAUGGGCGUGCAGCUGCUUGCGUUCCUUCUGCUGCAAUUGUGA